Messenger RNA from Exaiptasia diaphana, 1001 nucleotides. RefSeq names its product lactadherin. The transcript has 6 exons. The annotation marks the transcript as partial. The record is from RefSeq and is a predicted model, not a curated record. Lineage: Eukaryota; Metazoa; Cnidaria; Anthozoa; Actiniaria; Aiptasiidae.
AUGAUAAAAAUCAAUGGUUGAAGGUGGAUCUCAGCGCACUGGCAUUUGUGACAGCAGUUGCAACGCAGGGACGUCAUCGCUCGACUUCUAACCAAUGGGUGAAAAGCUACUGGAUUUCCUACAGCGUCGAUGGAAUGACUUUUCAAGAGUACAAAAUCAACCAAGCCAGAAAGAUCUUCAUAGGUAAUUUAGAUCGAGAAACAGUUGUUCGACACAUACUUUCUCCAGUAAUCUACGCUCGGUUCGUAAGGUUUCAUCCCAACACGUGGAAUGUACGUAUCUGUAUGAGAGUUGAGGUGUAUUCCUAUGGAAGAGACUUCCCUGCCGAUCUGGGAAUAGAAGACAAAGAAGUCCAAGAUAGUCAGCUUACCGCCUCAUCUGAAUUCGAUUACCAACAUGCAACUUACAUGGGGAGGCUUAAUUACCAGUUAGGAAUCGCGAUUUCAUGGACCGCCAAAUAUAUGAACACCAAUCAGUGGUUUCAGUUUGAUCUGGGUCACACAAUGCUUGUGACUGGCGUUGUCACACAGGGAAGAGGAUCGGGAGAUUAUAUCCAAUAUGUCAAAGCAUAUAAGAUAAGGUACAGUCUUGACAAUACAUACUGGGUGUGGUAUAAAGAGUAUUCUCAAGUUAAGGUUUUCCCUGGAAAUUCAGAUGUUACUUCAUACGUAACAAAUAUGUUCAACCGUGAUGUUAAAGCUCGAUCAAUUCGCAUUAACCCUACGUCAUGGCAACUGUAUAUUUCUCUGAGAGCAUCAGUGAUUGGACGUCGCAAAGGAAAGCUGGGUUCUCCAGUUUUCACCAAUCAGAAAGCCCCUUCGUAUAUAACAGUCUACAAAAACCACGAUGUGACAUUAAACUGUGAAACAGUUGGCGACACACCGAUUACGGUCACAUGGACACAUAAAGGCAAAGUCCUUCACACUAACCAAACACAUCUCACCCUGAGUAAUGUGAAUACGACUCAGGAAGGAUUCUACAACUGUAAUGCUACCAAUAGA